GCAUAAAUAAAAAAACGUGAUUUUUGAGUUAAUACUGCAGAAUUGUUCGUUAUAUCAUACUUCAUGUUGAGUGAAAAAUUCAUAUGAAUACCUCUUAUAUGCUCCGCUUGAGAAGAGAAUAUGUUUCCUAUUUUCCGUCAGUGGCUUGUGAAAAAUAUAUAAUAGUAUAACACUUGGUGGAUACAUACAUAUAUGUAAAAUAAUUGCGAAGUGCACACAUAUGGACACACACUGAAGUGAAUAAAAACGAAGUGGUAAAUCUAAACAUAAAGAAAAUAAAAUACAAAUUAACCAAAUUAAAAGUUGAAAAAAAAAAGCAACUGAGAGAAACGUUUUGUGAAGUGGGUGGUGAAAACACAAUAUAAUACAUACAUACUAUAUGACAUACGUGCGGUAAAAUUCACCAGUCCAAUAGUGCGCAAACACAAGGAAGAAAAGGAGAGAAACCAAAGGUGGAUAAAUCGGUUAAACGGCAUACAGUGGAGUGUGAAAAUAAAAGCAGUAUUGAAAUAAGCGUUUACAUUUUUUCUGCUAAAGGUGGUUACACAGUUAGUGCAUAAUAUUAAAAACUACCGCCAAAAACAUAAAGUGCCGUUGCUAAACAUAAGCAAAAUAAAAAGAGUGUCGCGAGUGCCGCUAAAAAGUGCCGGAAAAGAGGUACAACCCGUUAAAAGAAAAGUGCCGUAAAACUAAAAACCGAUAACUUUGGCCGUUAAAACGUUAGACUAUUUGUGGUAACAUCACGUCGGUACCGAACGGGCUUGCGUCAACACCAUCGUCCCACUGCUGCUGCGUCAACGGAUUCUCGCCGCUGCUGCGUCAACGUCAACACCAUCGUCCCACCGCUGCUGCGUCAACGCGGAUUCUCGCCGCUGCCAAGUCAACGUCAACAACACCGUCGCUGCUAACGUCGACGCCAGAUCCGUCUCUUCGUGGGAAUGAGCUGCAAUUGCAUUCUCUGCAAAAGGGAAGUGAACGCAGGCAAACCGCCUAUGCAUUCACAACAGGUUCAUUGGUCGCCGAGGGAUGCCACAGACGAUAUACAGCGACAACGCAACCAACUUCGUCGGCGCCGAUCGCAAGUUGCGCGAACUCAAAGAGGCGUUUCUGUCCCAGUCUCCGGAAGUAAUGAAAUUAGCCGCCGAAGAAGGGUUCAAAUUCGCCUUUAUACCACCGAGGGCGCCGCACUUCGGCGGGUUAUGGGAGGCGGCAGUGAAGUCCGCCAAACACCUCGCCGUGCGCGCAAUGGGCAACGUACUGCUCACCGCCGAAGAACUAGGAACACUGCUGGCCGAAGUGGAGGCCAUCCUCAACUCGCGGCCCCUCGCACCGUUGAGCCAGGAUCCCAACGACGGCGAAGCAUUGACUCCAGCACACCUGCUAAUAGGGUGCUCCCUCCGAGCCUUACCACCGGCACAAGUGUCAACGGACCCGAUUCGCUAUUGCGAGAGAUGGCAACUUGUUUGCUGUCUCAAGCAACAGUUUUGGCGACAGUGGUCCAAAACGUACAUUACCAGUCUUCAGCAGCGCAACAAAUGGCUGCACCCGAAACGCAACCUGCAGCCCGGCGAUCUCGUCCUCGUCCACGAAGACAACACGCCACCGCAGCAGUGGGCACUAGGACGAAUCGCCGCAACCGUAGAAGGACGAGACGGAAAGGUGCGAGUGGCAGACGUGGCAACCAAGGCAGGCACCAUUAAGCGCCCUAUUCACAAGCUCGCCCUGCUGCCUGUCGAAGUUGAAGGAUCAUGAUCCUGUCAAGGUGGCCGAUGUUGCGUCAUGCGACUUUAUAAAUCAAAAAAUAUAUUUUAAGAACUUAAUUUGUUAAAAUAAUUGUAUGCAUUAUAAAAUCUUUUACAUUAUGUAAAAUACUUACGAAUUUUGUAAUAUACAAGUAUAACCAUAAUCUACUACUUAUGUACUAGAAUAAUCUAUUACAAUGAAUUUAAGAUGCUGAAUUGAAUUAGAACUAUAUACUUACCCCUUUUUUGUAUACAUACUUAC
This is a messenger RNA of Bactrocera dorsalis (oriental fruit fly), 2004 nucleotides long. RefSeq lists its product as uncharacterized. The record is from RefSeq and is a predicted model, not a curated record. Gene Ontology annotation, molecular function: nucleic acid binding. The transcript has 2 exons. Bases 1027 to 1752 code for a protein of 241 amino acids. Gene Ontology annotation, biological process: DNA integration. NCBI's taxonomy places the organism in Eukaryota, Metazoa, Arthropoda, Insecta, Diptera, Tephritidae.